This is a messenger RNA of Rotaria sp. Silwood1, 3740 nucleotides long. NCBI's taxonomy places the organism in Eukaryota, Metazoa, Rotifera, Eurotatoria, Philodinida, Philodinidae. The record is from the annotation of a GenBank genome assembly.
AUGGUUUAUUUAUUAGAAAAAAAUGAAGAUAAUCAUUUAGUUGAAGAUUCACCACAUCAUGUAAUGAAAAUAUUAAAAGAAAAUAAAUAUUCAAAAUGUUUUCAAAAAGAAGUUCAAAUGUCAAAAAGAUUAAAACGGUUUAAUAAUUUAAAUAAAUUUCAUUUAUUUUUUCAAGCUAUUCUAUAUCUAUUGUCUUCAGAAUCAUUAUCAUUGAUACAAUCGAAACAAGUUAUUGAUAUAAUUCAUUAUUUAUAUGAUUGUCUUGUUAUUCAUCGUGAUAGUAAUCAUAUAAAAUUAAUUGAUUUCGUUUUUGCAUUUGUGUUUAAUAUGGAUAACAAAGGGGACAGCAUAGAAAUAAUAGGUCCACUUACAUAUGCUAGUGAACCAUUUUUAGAUUUGUAUUUAGAAUUAUUAUCUGACCGGGGUUUCCCAUAUUAUUUUUAUGAACGAACUUUUGAUUUAAUAUGUGUAUUAAAUAUUAUAAUGGCUAUGAGUAAUGUUGAUAUCGAACGAAGUAGUAUUAAAAUCAUUGCAAUCAUGGAAAGAUACUCAACGUACAAAUAAACAUUAUUCAAAUUUAUUGAAUUUAAUAAACAAGCUGGAUUCAUGAUGGUCAUUAGAUAAAUCAUCAGUUUCUCAUGUUUCAAAAGAUCAAUCAGCAAUAUUUGACGUUAUAAAAGAUGAAAUAGAAAAACUUUUCGAUGUGUGAACAAUUAUAUUCAUGCUCUUUUUCUAUAUCACAUGUUCAUGUCAUUUAUUUUAAAAUUUCACAUAGCACUUCUCAUUAAUAUUUUUCCAUUCAUUUCUUUUUUUUGUUUGCUUAUUAUUUUGUUGUUUGUUAAUUUUGAUCUCUAUCCAUACAUAAACAAUCAUCGUCAUUAAAAAAAAACAGCUUUUUUUUUCAUUUAUUAAAACGCGUUUUUUUGAAUUUUCUAGUCUAAAGAUAAGAAAAUUGUAUUCUAUAGACGGUCAUAGUCAAUACUAGUUUCCAGUUGCAAAAGAUUUUCGACUAAAGAAAUAAUUUUCGUGAAGUUUAUAAAAUGAAUUCCGUUUGAAUUAAAAUAAAAUCUUACGUUUUCAAUCAAAAUGACAAUAAGCAGCAAUGUAUUAAAUUUUGAUUACGCUAGUCAAAACGCAUUGUCCUUGAUUAUCAAGGGUGUGGACGUGAGUGCGGUGGAGGAUAUGGGUCGACAGUAAGAAUUUGAGGCUUCGCUUUCGAUCCAUCCUUGAUACCAAAUAUCUAGAGGUAGAUUCAAGUGAAAUUUUUGUGCCAAAUAACCCAUAUCCAAAAAUGGUACCAACCAUUCGAUAGAGAAUCAAAGUCUGCAUCUAAGACCGAACAUAGAUGAAAAAUUGAAUCCAGUUCUAACAUUACUUACGUUAUAUAAAUAAAUAAUUAGUUAAUGUACCGAUGGCAUAUUUUCCCAUUUAAUGAGAUUACCUGGAGAGUGUUGUAUUUUCGAACAGACGAUCUUCGAUUGGUUUAUCGAUAAUUAUAAUAAAUCCAAAACCUUUUUUUCGACUAGUUUCUGAAAUCGGCUUAUUUAUGAGGAAGAUUUACUUUUACAAAAGUCUAAAGAUUUCUAAAAUUAACAAGCUACUUGUAAAAUGUGCAUUGGUUUGUAAUUUUCGUAUUUGAACAUAUAAUAACAACAGUCUAUCUAUCUUGUUUCUAAUGAGAAGAGGUUCUUUAAGAGUAAAAUUCAUUCUUUUGAAAACUUGAUACUGAUAAUCAUCUUGUUGAGUGUGUUCUUAUUGACAUGGUCGAAGUAAAUGAUUUAUGAACAAUCUUUGCAUGCUCAAUCGAUCUCCAUUCAGAUCAACUUCAUGAUAAUAACGAAUAUUCUCGAAACACGAUAAACAUUGUUGUGGUUUAAAUGGUGGAGAAAAGUUUAGCAAGAAAGUAUUUUUUUCUAAGAUACUAAGCGUCUAGAUCAUAAUAUUUUAAUAACUGAUGGAGGUUUCUAUCUAAUGCAUUCUAUAUUAAAAUUUCAUUAAUAAACUAUGACUGUUAGCUUUCGGAAAAAUGGACGAGGUAUUUUUCGCGUAUCAGAAGAUUUUGUUUUAGUUAGGUUUUUUUAAACAUUGCCAUUCUUAAAAAGACCAAACUUAAGCAUCACGGCAUUUUCUACGACCUUCACUCAAAACAUUAAAAUAAUCAUAAAAGUCGUAAAGACGACGAAAUGUCUAAAAAGUCAGCAACAAACUUUUUUCUGGAGUUUGUGAAAUAUUGUGCUUUCUAUGCUCGCAUUGUUAAGAAUUAGCUCAAACAAAGUUUUCUGAGAUCUCAUAGCUACCUUGUCCCAUGUUUUUAGAAAGUUCACCAUCAUAGUUUAUCUAUGAAGUUUUGAUUUCGACUACAUAAAUUAUAUAAUGACUGAGUGAGAAAAUUAUGCUUUUUUUUUCUUCAUAAACAGUCAAUAUCAAAAGAUUAAUCCGAAUAGAAUUCUAGUCUCAUAAAUUAUAUUAUUUAGUACAAUUACUUCAAGAAGUAUAAUAGAUAUUUCCUAAUCCUGUAAAAAGUGAAUAUUUGACUAGCGUUCUUUCGUAAAUGCUGAGAAACAAAAAUAUCCAUAUUAUGAUCGAUCGAAACAAACUUUGAUUACACAAUUUUAGUAUGCAUUAUUCAUAAAGCAACCGAUGAUCUCCAACUAUAAGAAUAUAUUAUUUAAUUUAAGUGUCGCACAGUCAAAGAGAAAGUCUACUUCAUUCAUUAUCAAAACUUAUCUUCACAAAACUAUCAAAUGUCAUUCAUUUAUGCUUAAAUGUGGCGACAAACAGAAGCCAUAUCCUCAUGGUAGUACUGUCUAACUUGAUGUGUAUAUAUAAGUAUAAUUUUUAUUGAUUCCACGUUAAGUAAACAUUUUUUUAUUAUAUAAUUUCAGGGUGUGGGUGUGGAUGUAAGUGUGGAUAUAAAGAGCACCUACAUCCUCCCUCACCCGGCACACCCGCCACCCAUACGCUGAUAGAAGUCUAUUCCAUAUACGAAGACCAAUUCUGAAACUUUUGACGCUUGAACGUGAUAUAAGAGGGGGCCUUCUAUUACUGGGGGAGGGCUAAGGUUAUGCAUACUAAAGUACUUUUAUAGAUAUAACAUUUCUAUUGACUGAAAGAGCCCUUCGCACCCUUUUUGAAAAAAAUGCACUUUGGUUUUUUUUCUCCCGAACAAGAGAGUGUUUCAAAUUAAAAUAUAUGGGCGAUUAGUAUAUUCAAAAUUCUGUCGAGCGUAUCUUUAAAAAAACUUAACUUCACUUGUCUAAGAAUCAUAAAAUCUUUUGAGUCGUUAAGUUUGGCAAAAUCAUUAGUGUUAACGUCACAAUUUUUGAUAUCUCGAACAAUUAGUACAGUUUGGCCACCACAUGUUUUGAAAAGAAUCUUUUAACAUGAUUUUAUAGACAAAUGGUCGAACUAUAUUAUCCACAUAAAAGAGUUCGAAAAUGAUUUUAUUGUAAUUUUAGAAUUUGAAAAUUUUCUUUAGCCAUGACAAUUUUGAGCUUAAAUCAACCAGGUGAUUGAUUUUUGUAAAACAUAUUAGAUAAGGAAGAAUGUUUAUAUACUAUUUUAUAGUGUUCGUGAACAACCAUCAACCUAACAACAUCUUUCACUAUAUUAGAAUACAACAAUUCUUUUCCAACAAAUAAUUUAUUUUCAAUAAAGCUGUAGUAUCCCAAGAAAAUUCUUUAUUCAAUGACAAAUUUAAUUAAAAGUUCGAUUAGAUUCUCAUCGAAUGUCUCGUGGGU